AUGAAGAGGAAGCAUUCCCCUCCUGAGAACAACACCACCGACCUUACCACCRGAAAGAAGAGCAUGACGGACUCCAACGCAAGCUCCGCCAUGGCCACCGACUCGCCCGCCACCAAGGUGGAACAGCUUAGAGAAGCCAGCAACAGCAAUGGCGAGAUUGAUGAGUCGCUGUACUCGCGCCAGUUGUACGUGCUGGGACACGAGGCCAUGAAGCGCAUGGGCUCAUCUCAUAUUCUUGUCGCUGGUCUACGGGGACUGGGUGUGGAAAUCGCAAAGAACAUUGCGUUGGCAGGUGUCAAGAGCCUGACCCUGUUCGACCCCAAACCCGCGGCCAUUCAAGAUCUCUCAUCACAAUUCUUCCUCCAUCCCGAGGACGUCGGCAAGGCGCGGGCUGACGUGACAGCACCACGAGUGUCGGAGCUCAACCCAUACACGCCUGUUGGCAUCCACCCCGCCAACGACCUCACCAGCGAUCUGGAACAGCUUAAGAAAUAUCAGGUCGUUGUGUUGACAGACACGCCGCUCAAGGAUCAACUCAAAAUCGCUGAAUUCUGUCACAACAACGGCAUUUUCAUCGUCAUCACCGAUACAUAUGGCCUGUUUGGCAACAUUUUCACCGACUUUGGCAAGAGCUUUACGUGCGGUGACCCAACUGGAGAAAAUCCACUCAGUGGGAUCGUGGCUGGUAUUGAUACAGAUGGUCUGGUGUCCGCGUUGGACGAGACUCGCCACGGUUUGGAAGAUGGAGACUUUGUCACAUUCACUGAGGUGGAGGGCAUGGACCAGUUGAAUGAUGGCACUCCACGCAAGAUCAGUGUCAAGGGGCCAUACACGUUUUCCAUUGGAGAUGUGUCCGGCAUGGGAGAAUACAAGCGUGGAGGACUGUACACACAAGUCAAGAUGCCAAAGAUCAUGGACUUUGAGCCUCUCAGUACGCAGCUCAAGAAGCCGGAGCUGCUGAUUGCCGACUUUGCCAAGUUUGACCGUCCUGCCCAGAUGCACGUCGGGUUCCAAGCUCUUCACGAAUUCGCAGACAGCCACAAUGGAGAGCUUCCGCGACCACACAACGACGCGGACGCUCAGGAGGUGCUGAAGUUGGCGCAAAAGAUUGCUGCAUCGCUGGAGGACAAGCCGGAGCUUGACGAGAAAGUUCUCAAGGAGCUCUCCUACCAGGCUCGGGGUGAUUUAUCUCCAAUGGCAGCCUUCUUCGGCGGUCUUGCGGCACAGGAAGUUCUCAAAUCGGUCUCCGGCAAAUUCCACCCCAUCAAGCAGUGGCUGUACUUUGAUUCCUUGGAGUCGCUUCCGACCUCCGUGAAGCGCAGUGAGGAGUUGUGCAAGCCGCUUGGUAGCCGCUAUGAUGGCCAGAUCAUGGUGUUUGGUAAGGAGUACCAGGAGAAGCUGUCCAAUGUGAAGCAAUUCCUGGUCGGUGCCGGUGCCAUUGGUUGCGAGAUGCUGAAGAACUGGGCGAUGAUCGGUCUCGCGACAGGACCCGAGGGCAGCAUUAGUGUGACGGACAACGAUCAGAUUGAGAAGAGCAACCUCAACAGACAAUUCCUCUUCCGGUCAAAGGACGUCGGCAAAGCCAAGAGCGAGUGUGCAUCACUUGCAGUUCAAGCCAUGAAUCCAGAUUUGAAGGGCAAGAUUGUCAUGAUGAAGGAUCGAGUUGGCCAAGACACCGAGCACGUAUUCAACGAGACUUUCUGGGAAGCAUUGGAUGGCGUGACGAACGCACUCGACAACGUUGACGCGCGCACCURCGUCGAUCGUCGUUGUGUCUUUUUCCACAAGCCUCUCCUUGACAGCGGUACUCUGGGAACCAAGGGCAACACACAGGUUGUCCUUCCUCGGCAAACGGAAUCAUACUCCAGCUCGCAGGAUCCCCCAGAGCAGUCGUUCCCAAUGUGCACCCUCCGCUCGUUCCCCAACCGCAUCGAACACACCAUUGCCUGGGCAAAGGAUCUCUUCCACACUUACUUUGCCGGCCCAGCCGACGUUGUCAACGCCUACCUCACCCAGAAAGACUACCUGGGAACUGCACUCAAGCAGUCGGGCAACGAGAAGCAAACCCUGGAGACGUUGCGCGAAUUUCUCGUGACCGACAAGCCAGAGUCAUUCGACGACUGCGUCGAGUGGGCGCGCAAGCAGUUUGAGAAGCAAUACAACAACGCGAUCCAGCAGCUGCUUUUCAACUUUCCCAAGGAUUCACAGACAUCCUCUGGUCAGCCAUUCUGGUCAGGACCCAAGCGUGCUCCAGACCCUCUCAAGUUUGACAUUAACAAUCCCACCCACUACUCAUUCAUCGUUUCGGGUGCAAAUCUUCAUGCCUUCAACUACGGUAUCAAGCCAUCUACCGAUCGCAACCACAUCAGUGCCGUUCUCGACAACAUGAUCAUCCCUGACUUCAAGCCCGACCCUGGUGUCAAGAUCCAGGCGGAUGAUAAGGAGCCCGACCCCAAUGCCAACAGCGGUAUGGAUGAUGACAAUGCAAAGUUGAGCCAGAUGGCCAAGUCGCUGCCUCAGCCACAGAGUCUCGGCUCGUUCCGCCUGGAGCCCGUGGAGUUUGAAAAGGACGACGACACCAAUUUCCACAUCGACUUCAUCACUGCAGCAUCGAACCUGCGCGCGGAGAACUACAAGAUCGUCACCGCUGACCGCCACAAGACCAAGUUCAUCGCCGGCAAGAUCAUCCCAGCCAUUGCCACCACCACGGCACUUGUCACUGGAUUGGUGAUUCUUGAGCUCUACAAGAUCGUCGACGGCAAGGAUGAUAUUGAGCAAUACAAGAACGGUUUCAUCAACCUUGCUCUGCCAUUCUUUGGUUUCAGCGAGCCGAUUGCCUCGCCCAAGGGCACCUACAAGGGCCACGAUGGCGAUGUCACCAUCGACAAGCUCUGGGAUCGAUUCGAAACCRAAGAUGUGACCCUUCAGCAAUUCAUUGACGACUUCCAGGCCAAGGGUCUCAGCAUCAGCAUGAUCUCCAGUGGCGUGAGCUUACUCUACGCAAGCUUCUACCCGGCAUCCAAGAACAAGGAGCGACUGCCCAUGAAGAUGUCUGCACUUGUCGAACACAUCUCGAGGAAGAAGAUUCCAGAGCACCAGAAGAAUGUGAUCUUCGAAAUUACCGCCGAGGAUACCACCGAAGAGGAUGUGGAAAUCCCAUACGUCAUGCUCAAGCUGGACAAGUAA
Messenger RNA from Ramularia collo-cygni, 3186 nucleotides. RefSeq names its product probable poly(A)+ RNA transport protein (UbaA). The transcript is spliced from 2 exons. Gene Ontology annotation, cellular component: cytoplasm; SUMO activating enzyme complex. The record is from RefSeq and is a predicted model, not a curated record. Bases 1 to 3186 code for a protein of 1061 amino acids. Lineage: Eukaryota; Fungi; Ascomycota; Dothideomycetes; Mycosphaerellales; Mycosphaerellaceae. Gene Ontology annotation, biological process: protein sumoylation. Gene Ontology annotation, molecular function: SUMO activating enzyme activity.